Drosophila rhopaloa is the source of this 2180-nucleotide messenger RNA. It is a transcript of the gene Ero1L, whose product is annotated as ero1-like protein. The record is from RefSeq and is a predicted model, not a curated record. Gene Ontology annotation, molecular function: protein-disulfide reductase activity; FAD binding; thiol oxidase activity. Gene Ontology annotation, cellular component: endoplasmic reticulum; endoplasmic reticulum membrane. Gene Ontology annotation, biological process: protein folding in endoplasmic reticulum. NCBI's taxonomy places the organism in Eukaryota, Metazoa, Arthropoda, Insecta, Diptera, Drosophilidae. The transcript has 5 exons. The coding region runs from base 268 to 1719 and encodes 483 amino acids.
UCUGCGGUCACACCAACGCCAAGGUACGUGUCCAAAAUCAUGAAUCGAAAGUAAAUCAACAAUGCUGUUGCUGCGAAACGUAAAUAAUCGCUAAACUCGUGAAAUCGGCCAGUGUAAAUCCCAGGUACACCGUCCAGUUUAAAAUUCAGAUGCACUUCGUCGGCGAAACGGAGAACAACUGUGCACGCAACAACAACAACGACAGCAACAGCGGAGAGCGCCAGCAACAGCAACAGUCACAAAAAUAGCAACAUCUACAAAAACACAAUGACCAUACACACAGUGCAGCGAAGUCUUUGGGCAUCCUGCCUGAUAGUCUCCAUCCUGCUCCUCUACUGGACGGACUCCACGCGAGGAUACUUCGCCGCCAUCGAUGAGGCCAAGACCAGCAAAAACUGCUUCUGCGAGUUGGAGGGAUCUAUAAACGACUGCAGCUGCGAUGUGGACACCGUGGACCACUUUAACAACAUGAAGAUCUUUCCGCGGCUGCAAAGUCUGCUGGUGAAGAACUUCUUCCGCUUCUACAAGGUGAACCUAAGACAGGAGUGUCCUUUCUGGCCGGACGACAGUCGCUGUGCGAUCCGCUUCUGCCAGGUGGAAAACUGUGAGGAGCAGGCGAUUCCCCAGGGCAUCAAGGACAAGGGCGAGCACAAGGAGAAGGCCGCGUUUAAGUAUACGCGGGAGGCACAGGUGGAGGGUGGAGCCUGCUCGGAUGGAGAAGAUUUCGACAGUUCCCUGGGAUUCCUGGACACGAGUAUCAGUGACCAGGCGCACAGGGAAUUCGAGCUGUGGGCAAAGCACGACGAAGCGGAGGAAGACUUUUGCAUUGUGGACGACCACGAGGAGGGCUCCCAGUAUGUGGAUCUGCUCUUGAAUCCCGAGCGGUACACCGGCUAUCGCGGAGAGUCGGCGCACCGCAUCUGGAAGAGCAUCUAUCUGGAGAACUGCUUCGGAGGGAACAACGAGACGGCUAAUAAGUUCUCCAGCUAUGUACCCCACAUGGAUCUGCGGGACGUGUGCUUGGAACAGCGUGCCUUUUACCGCAUUAUCUCUGGCCUCCACUCUAGCAUCAACAUCCAUCUGUGCUCCAAGUAUCUCCUGUCCGAAUCGAAGGACUUCCUCGAUCCGCAGGGCAUCUGGGGUCCGAACGCCAAUGAAUUUAAGAAGCGCUUCAGUCCGGAAACAACAGGCGGCGAGGGUCCACAUUGGCUGCGAAAUCUCUAUUUCAUCUACUUAGUGGAACUCCGUGCCCUAGCCAAGGCUGCUCCCUAUCUGCGUCGCGAGGAUUAUUACACGGGCAUUGCCGAGGAGGAUGAGGAGGUCAAGCUGGCCAUCAAUGAUAUGCUAAGUGUUGUAGAAAAUUUCCAAUCGCACUUUGACGAGAACGCACUUUUCAGCAGCGGCAUCGCCUCCAUUAAGUUCAAGCACGACUACAAGGAGAAGUUCCGCAACAUAUCUCGCAUUAUGAGCUGCGUUGGCUGCGACAAGUGCAAGCUGUGGGGCAAGCUGCAAACCCAGGGAUUGGGCACAGCUCUUAAGAUCCUCUACUCGGAGAAACUUAACCUGGCUACGGAAAGCGGGCUGUGGGACAAGCCGCACAUCGAAGCGGAUCCCAUCUUCAGGCUGUCGCGUACAGAGAUUGUAGCUCUGUUUAAUGCUUUUGGCAGAUUAUCUAACAGUAUAUAUGAGAUGGAGAACUUCCGGCGAGUACUGAGGUAACACAGUCAACCUGGACUAACCGAGCGACGUUCCGGAUCCCAUUCGAUUCACAGGAGCUGCUCUGCCCGGCCGCUCCACCUACUAGUUAAUUCAUACGCACAUCGCUGGGGCUGCAUAUUGGGCAUCCUCCUGAAUGUGGUUCCCCUUCCAUAGUUCUUAACACAUGACCGGCCAGAGGCUAGCAACCCCAGGAUAGCUGCUUCCCUGUACAUAUAAACUAUUACCCCUAGGCUACUUGUACUUUAGGGCACCGUAUCACCCUCAAAAAAAAGGAAACCAAAUGACAAAAAAAUAGCCUAGGAAGGAUGCAGGUGUUUAUUAUAAGUUAGAAUAGUAUUUAUUUUACCUGGAGGAGCUUGUAAGCAGAACUUAAUGAGAAAGUAAUCGCACUGUGCAAUAACUCGACCUUACGACACAAGGAUUAAAAAUAAAACGUGCAGUCAUAUGUUUCUGUUCGAAAA